This is a messenger RNA of Strongylocentrotus purpuratus (purple sea urchin), 1356 nucleotides long. Its product is annotated as E3 ubiquitin-protein ligase MIB2-like. Gene Ontology annotation, cellular component: cytoplasm. The transcript is spliced from 8 exons. Lineage: Eukaryota; Metazoa; Echinodermata; Echinoidea; Camarodonta; Strongylocentrotidae. Gene Ontology annotation, molecular function: protein binding; ubiquitin-protein transferase activity; zinc ion binding. Bases 1 to 1356 code for a protein of 451 amino acids. Gene Ontology annotation, biological process: protein ubiquitination. The record is from RefSeq and is a predicted model, not a curated record.
AUGGCAACCGUGGAGGUUGGACAGCGAGUUGUCCGAAGCGCCACCUGGACAUCAGGAGAUGAAGAUGGCGGUGAGGGUCAUCUUGGGACAGUGGUCAAGCUAAAAGAUCAAGACCCUCAGGAUCCUAUUCCUUCAGGCUGGGCCAAGAUCAGAUGGGAUAAUGGUAAUGUUAACAACUAUCAGGUCGGUUCCAGCGGGUCAUAUGAUCUUGCUCUCUUCGACAGUGCCCCCGCAGGUGUGAUUCGAGUUGAUGCAGUUUGUGAUAGCUGUUUGAUGGAUCCUAUAGCUGGCAUACCCUGGAAAUGCAGUGAUGAAAGCUGCCCUAAUUAUGUACUUUGUACUCCAUGCUACAUGAAUGAUAGACAUGACUUGACUCAUACAUUCACUCGCUUCACCAGCCAGAAAGAAACAGGGACACAAGUGACACCUCGAUUUGGAGAAGUGAAGACAGUUUCUAGAGGGCUGUGUCCAGAGGCAGAGGUCUGUAGAGGGAAGGAUUGGCAAGGAGAUGAUGAAGAUAGUGCCGGUGGGACUGUUGUUGAGAUAUGUCCCUUCUCUGAAAGGCAACGAUCAGGUGUCACUGUUUGCUGGACUCAGUCUAAACUGGUCACUACUCAUAGAGUUGGAUUUGAUGGGAAAAUGGAUCUGAAAUACACCAGAGCAGGAACAGGGAUAGGUUACUAUGCUACACAUCUUCCUCUUUUAGAUGCCCGUCCAGAUGGAAGUGGACACACUGAAAUCGUCAAACCCUUACCACCACUACUCGAGACAGAAGCUAGCAGCUCAUCCGAUAGUGAUUCAGGCGAAGGAGGUGAAGAAUCUCAACUGAUCAAUGCCGCUAGUAGAGGCAAUGUUGAACGUGUUGUGGAGAUUCUAUCCACGUCACCAGAAAAGGCUAAUGCAAAAAUUGAUGGGAAGACUGCCCUACACAUCGCAGCUAUCCAUGGUCAUCUUGAAGUAGUCCAGGCACUUAUUGAGUCAGGGGCUGAGAUGGAUAUCACUGAUAAUGACGGGGACACUCCGCUUCUUUAUUCUGUCGAAGGGAAUCAACCAGCUAUCACAAAGUAUUUGAUUGGUAAAGGAGCGGAUAUAAACAGAGGUAAUGAUACCGAACGGAGAGCGAUCCAUCAUGCAGCUUACAGAGGGUUUGUUGACUGUGCAAGGGUCUUGAUUAAUCAUGGAUGUGACGUUAAUGUACAGGAUGCAGCGAAAGAUACUCCCCUCCAUGACGCUAUAUUCAAGAGUGUAGAUGUUGUUGAACUAUUGGUGAAAGUUCCAAACCUUGAUGUGACUCUGGCUAACAAGAUAAAGAUGACACCUCUACAGUUGGCAGCUGGCCUUGGCAAACCAGAGUAA